Messenger RNA from Metarhizium acridum CQMa 102, 1473 nucleotides. Lineage: Eukaryota; Fungi; Ascomycota; Sordariomycetes; Hypocreales; Clavicipitaceae. The record is from RefSeq and is a predicted model, not a curated record.
AUGUCUCGAGAUCUCCCGUUGCAAAGAUAUUGGAGUCUGUUGAACGAGCCAAAGCAUUCAAGCUCUGCUUACGUCGCAUUUGGGCUGUUGCUGGGAGUCUGUCGAAACCUGCCUGUGCUCAUACCAGCCGUGGAAUGUUUCCAGUCCCUAACCACGAGAAUUAGCAUCCCAAGCACGAAAAAUGUGCCUUCGAUCUCUGCGAGCACUCGAGAGUCUAUUUCACCUCCGUGCCACAACAUCACGAGUGCGGAGCUAACUGCGCAAGUAGAGCUGGAUACCAAGAAUAAAGAAGGCCAGACAGGCCAGACAGCGCUACACUUGGCGGCCGAAAAGGGCCAUGUAUCGGCUGUGAAGGAGCUCCUUAAAAAGAGAGCAAAGGCAUCCGUCUCGGGCUCAAGGGAAAACACAGCUUUAGACCUGGCAUCUGAAAAGAUGCACUCUGAUACUCUUCUCAUAUUGCUCGAGGUCCUCAACAAAGGAUUCGAUCAGGGAGAGCUUGACAAGGCCCUGCUUUUAGCUGCUGAAAACAAGAGUGAAGAUACGGUCGUCAGUCUACUCGAAUUUGGGGCCAGCUUGCACUGGGCGGCCUUCAAUGGGCUCAAGGUUGCAACUGAACUCAUCCUUGAUGAAAAAGCAGACCCCGUCUUGCAAGAUGAAAGGGAUCAGACGGCUCUUAUCUUGGCAGCAGGAGCUGGGCGACUCGGCUUCGUCCAGACGCUUCUCGGGAGAGGAAGCGAACCCAAGACAACUGACAAAAACGAGAAUACUGCGCUUCGCCGGGCAACAGCUCGUGGGUAUGACAAAGUGGUCCGCGGGCUCCUCAAGUGCAUGAAAACUAAUGCCUGCGACAAAUACAAGCAGGAAGCACUAAAACUGGCUGCGGAAAAGGGCCAUUCGUCAAUGGUCAUGAUGCUGCUCGACGGCUUUGCCGAUCCAGCCAACUCAACGGCAGUCGACAAACUCCUGGACAGAAAUGCCGUUUCAAAUUAUCGAGACUCGCGAGGCCGGACAGCACUGAUCCUGGCGUCCGAACGAGGCUACACUUCCAUAGUCCUGAAGCUCCUCGGGGCCGAGGCUAGCCCAAACAUCCAAGAAUACUCGGGAGGCUCCACAGCAUUACAUUUUGCAGUCCGAAAUGACCAUAGAUCCAUAAUAGAGGUUCUUCAUCUUGCCGGGGCUGACCUCGACGUCCAAGACCAUGCCGGACGGACUGCACUCCUCGUGGCAAUGGAGGUAAUCGAUUCCCGCAUUCCCAGCGAGGAUCCCUAUAAAGUGCAUCUCAAGCCGUUUAGAAGAAAAUAUCUAAUAUUUCUCGACGCAGAGCGUCGGGUACAAGGCGUGGGCUUGGAAUCUUUCUUUAUUCUACGUUACUUGCUGUCCUAUCGAGCAAGCACACACAUCCAGGACAUGCUUGGCCAAACAGCGCUGCACUGGGCCGUUAGGCCGAACCUCAUCUCACCUCGAAAGACCUGA